Molecule: messenger RNA, 1130 nt
Organism: Lycium ferocissimum
Lineage: Eukaryota; Viridiplantae; Streptophyta; Magnoliopsida; Solanales; Solanaceae
Exons: 1
Coding region: 79-939 (286 amino acids)
Biological process (GO): very long-chain fatty acid biosynthetic process; fatty acid elongation, monounsaturated fatty acid; fatty acid elongation, polyunsaturated fatty acid
Cellular component (GO): endoplasmic reticulum membrane
Molecular function (GO): fatty acid elongase activity
Source: RefSeq, a predicted model, not a curated record
GUUCUCCUUGUCCAAGACCUUUAUAUAUAUUUUCAUUCUCCAUAAGAACUACAACAUCCAUCUCUUCACCUCAUAAAAAUGGAACGUCUUGACUCCAUAAUCCACUAUUGGCUAGUUGGCCACCCAAUUAUCAGUCAAUUUGAGUUUAAGCAUGGACAAACUUUUGGUUCCACCUGGUUAUUUCCCAUAGUGUCAAUGUUCAUUUACUUGUCUCUCACUAUACUAUCUCUCCGCUUCCCAUCACUACUUCCCACCGUUUCCGCCACCAUCCUCCGCCUCAUCACCGCCACCCACAGCCUCAUCCUCUGUAUCCUAUCGUUUAUAGUGGCCGUGGGGUGCGGCCUCUCAGUCCUCCACCAGAUGGCAGCCCACGUCCACGACUGGACUUGGGUCAUCUGUUUUAACAGGUUAAAUUAUGAAAAUACCCUUCCUCAAGGACCGAUCUUCUUUUGGGGCUACGUGUUCUACCUUUCUAAGAUUCUUGAAUUCGUAGACACCCUUUUGAUCCUACUUAGUAAAUCACGGUCUCGACGACUCACGUUCCUCCACGUGUACCACCAUGCAUUGGUGCCACUUUUGUGUUAUGUUAGUGUUGGAACUGGCCAGUCCAUGUUGCAUGCUGGGGUGAUCACUAAUGCUUCGGUUCAUGUGCUAAUGUACGCUUAUUAUUUCCUCUCUGCAAUUGGAAAAAGUCCAAGGUGGAAGAAAUUGGUGACUGACGUACAAAUUGGGCAGUUCAUGUUUUGCUUUGUGUGUUUGGGCGCACUGAUGUAUUAUCACUUGACUAGUGAGUUUGGUUGCUCUGGGAUAGGGAUUUGGUUCUUCACUUUCAGUUUUAAUGUCUCACUUUUAGCACUUUUUCUCAACUUUCACUUCAAGACCUAUGCCAAGAACGCCAAGAAAAACCAUGAAGAGAUCAAGCUGGAUAAGCAGACAUAAUUAUAUAUGUUGUGACUUGUGAGUGUGUGGUUUGUUAUAAAUUAGUGCAGUAUUGUAUUGUUUUAUCUCUACGGGACUUUGGAAUUAAUCCAUGCGUUCAGAUGCUUAUUUUAUAGUGAAAUAUCAUAAACAUAUGUAAAAGGUUGAUGUACUGUGGUUGAAAUUUCGAGGUGGUUUCAAAGUUUAUCAUC